GGUGUGCCACCCCUGCCCCGGCGCGGCCGUGGCAGGUUCCCGAGCGACGGGCUGCUGCUGCUGGCGCUGCUGCUGUACGCGCCCGUGGGGCUGUGCCUGCUCGUGCUGCGCCUCUUCGUCGGCGUCCACGUCUUCCUGGUCAGCUGCGCCCUGCCCGACAGCCUGCUGCGCCGGUUCGUCGUGCGGGUGAUGUGCUCCAUGCUGGGCCUCGUGGUGCGGCAGAGCGACCCCCAGCUCCGUGGCGCCGGCAUCAGGGUGUACAUCGCCAACCACGUGACCCACUUCGACCACAAUGUUAUCAACCUGCUGACCUCGUGCAACACUCCUGCCCUCAACAGCGCCCCCGGCUUCAUCUGCUGGUCUCGGGGGUUCAUGGAGCUGGGGGCGGCAGGGAGCCGGGCAGAGCUGGUGGAUUCCCUGAAAGCGUAUUCAACCCAUGGAGAAAACCUGCCUCUGCUGCUGUUCCCAGAAGAAGCAGCCACCAAUGGCCGAGUCGGCCUGCUCCGCUUCAGCUCCUGGCCGUUCUCAAUCUUGGAUGCGAUUCAGCCAGUCGCUCUGCAAGUUCAGAGGCCCUUAAUCACUGUGAGCGUGGCCGACUCCUCCUGGAUCACAGAGCUGCUCUGGACCUUCUUUGUUCCCUUCACAGUUUAUCAAGUAAGGUGGAUGCCGCCAGUCUCCAGACCAGCCGAGGAGUCCAGUGAGGAGUUUGCUCUCCGAGUGCAGGAGCUCCUGGCGGUGGAGCUGGGUGUGGUGUCCACACGACUCACAGCAGCUGAUAAAGCUGAGCACAUGAAGAGGCUGAGACAUGCCCCCCCUCGCCUCUUCACCCCAGCCCUGAGUCCGUCGCUGGGCGCCAGGCCAAGGGUCCCGUCCAGCCUGGCCAGCCCCGGACCCUUUGCUGCCGAGGAUGUGCAAAUCACAGGCAUGGCCCAGCGCGUCAAGGAGGUGCUGCCGCACGUGCCCCUUGGCAUCAUCCGCAGGGACCUGGCCCAGACCAACUGUGUGGACACCACCAUCGCCAACCUGCUGGAUGGGUGGGUGCCCUUCAUGCCUGAGGAGACGGUGGCAGCCGAGGACGCCCUACUCGCCCCGUCCACGUCCCAGGCUGCUGCUGGGCCCCUGUGCUCCACAACUGCAUCCCCCGCCGAGCCGGCCGUGAAGCAGUUUGCGAGGUCCUCUGUGCAGCGGCACCUGUCCCUGCAGGAACGCAAGCGGGCGCUAUACGACCACGCCAGGCGGAAGUACGCGGAGAAACACGGGGCGCCACUGGCCACUGGGACCCACUGACCGGAGUGCCCACUGCAUCUGCAUGCCCGCGAGACGGACCACCCAGUGCCCGGCCUGCGCCCCUCGCCACAGCCACCCGGCUCCCGCCCCGGU
Molecule: messenger RNA, 1380 nt
Organism: Alligator sinensis (Chinese alligator)
Lineage: Eukaryota; Metazoa; Chordata; Crocodylia; Alligatoridae
Gene: AUP1
Product: AUP1, lipid droplet regulating VLDL assembly factor
Exons: 11
Cellular component (GO): membrane
Molecular function (GO): ubiquitin binding
Source: RefSeq, a predicted model, not a curated record